Molecule: messenger RNA, 1733 nt
Organism: Daphnia pulicaria
Lineage: Eukaryota; Metazoa; Arthropoda; Branchiopoda; Diplostraca; Daphniidae
Product: zinc finger CCCH domain-containing protein 10-like
Exons: 2
Coding region: 155-1468 (437 amino acids)
Molecular function (GO): metal ion binding
Source: RefSeq, a predicted model, not a curated record
CAGGGCAUGCAAUUAUAUAUCGUGCUCUGCAGACUGCUGGUGUAUCGUGUUUUAUGUGCGACUCGAUCACUCGAACAAUGCUUUGUUGUUAAUAGUUUUUUAAUAUUCCUAUCCUGCAAGCAUAAAUCUGUGUUUGGAAAUCUUUUGGAUUAAAAUGGAAGACUACAAGACUGGAACAAACUCACCAAGUAGGCUUAUUCAGCAAGAGACUAUUGGAAUGCCUGAAGAUGUCUGCCGGGAUUUUCUACGCAAUGUGUGUACUAGAGGCAGUCGUUGUAAAUACAAACACCCUAGAUGUGAAGAAGAAACCAAGAUAGUGAAUCCCAUUCGACCCAGUUGUAUGGUGUUCUGCCAUGAUUUUCAGAACACCAUAUGCACCAGAAUAAAUUGCAAAUUUGUUCAUCGAUCUCGUCAAGAUGAAGACUACUACAAGCUCACAGGAGAACUUCCAAAACUCAUCCCUGAAUUUACUUCAAAAGGAAGUCGUGCUGCAAUGGAUAACAUUUCAGAUGGUGAAGUACCCCUUUGCAAAGAUUUUUUAAAACGUGAGUGUCAACGGGGGAAAAAAUGCAAGUUUCUACAUGUAUCUGAAUCAAGAGUACAACAAAGUGGAAGUGAAGAAUAUGACAUUCCAGAUGCCAAGAGACGUCACCAUGAAGAUGACCAACUUGAGUAUGGUUCAAGAAUAGGAGAAAGGAUUAUUGCUAGCCCAUCAUCUGUUCAAUGUUCACAUUGUAAACCCAUGCUAAACUUUCACCCAAAAUCCCAUUCCAUGUGUGUUGAUAUGAAUGGUUCAAAUCAAUUAGAAUUAUGUGUUCUUCAUGAAGAAAAUUUACUUUUAAGGAAGAAAGUUCAAGAAUUGAAAAAACAAGUUGGCGAUCUUUUGGCUACAAAUGAGUUUUUGCUGGAACAAAAUGCCCAUUUUAGGAUUCAAGGAAAAUUUUCAACAUCAACCAGUGUUGCUACUGUUAGUUUACCAACUGUAACUUUGGCUAGCUCCGUCACAGUCCCGGUUACUACUUCCGUAACAGCAUUAGGCCCGCAUUUGGGUUCUUUGUCAUCAGUUCAAACUGUUCAAGCAUUGGCUACUUUACCGUUGGUGACUACCCAAUCUCGAUCUACUUUGACUGCAUCAAUACCUUUUGCCACUUCUGUCCCUCUCACUCAGCCAUCUCCGUUAGCGACGACAAUAGCUACCACGUUAGGAAUCGCCCCUGUGACCAUAAAUCAGACGACGGCUUUAGCUACUCAAAAUCCAUCGCUAUCAGCGGCUACUGCAACUGUAACAUUAACCCCAACUAUCAAUGCUGCAGCGCUGCAGCUUCAAGGACCACAUCUCUCGAACUCAGCAUUGGCAUUUAGUGCCUCUAAUGGAGGAUCGCUUGUAUCCUAUCCAAUUAUGACACAAAGUAUCUCACCAUCCGGGCUCAGGUCUACACAUUGUGGCGUGGCUGAUUUGUACCGUUGAUGCGAACGUCCAUGUGGUAGUCUAUUAGUUUCUUUCCUCUUUCUUUGUGUCUUGCAAUUUCAAGAAACGCUAUUAAUUUAGCAUAAAUUCUCUUCUUAAUCUAUCCUCAUUUUCAGUUUUCUUAUAUAUAAUAUGGCUUGAGAAUUUGUACCUUUUUCUUCAAAAUUGUAAUAUCCAACUUUUGAAAAGUAUCUUAUGAGUGUUGAAUGUCUCAUCUUGAUUUAUUGCCACCAUUUUGAUGUAUUAAUAUACAUUUUAAAAGGAA